Messenger RNA from Candoia aspera, 7080 nucleotides. RefSeq names its product microtubule associated protein 2 (gene MAP2). The coding region runs from base 238 to 6312 and encodes 2024 amino acids. Gene Ontology annotation, molecular function: microtubule binding. Gene Ontology annotation, biological process: neuron projection development; microtubule cytoskeleton organization. Gene Ontology annotation, cellular component: neuron projection. Lineage: Eukaryota; Metazoa; Chordata; Lepidosauria; Squamata; Candoiidae. The record is from RefSeq and is a predicted model, not a curated record. The transcript is spliced from 19 exons.
CGCAGGCGGCGUCUUCGCUCCUUGGCUGCAGGUUUUGUCUGCAGCUUCUCGUCUCCGCGGUUUGUGGGAUUCGCCGGAGCAGCUGUCUCGGAUUGCAGAAAACUAGUGUGAGAUAUCAACUGGCUGACAAAUCCACCCAAGGGCCUUGAGAAAGUUUUAGGCUGAGUGAAUCCUGGAACCACCUCAGUAUCUGGUACAACCUAUUGAAAGGAAGAAAAAUUAUAAAGGACAAGAAGUAUGGCAGACGAUAGGAAAGAUGAAGCUAAGGCACCGCACUGGACCCCAGGUCAGAUAGCAGAAGCUUCUUCACAUCCACAUGCUGCAGAGAUGAAGGAGCAAAGUGGCACAGGGGAAGGACUGGUCAGAAGUGCUAAUGGGUUUCCAUAUAAAGAGGAUGAAGCUGGAGAAUAUGGUGCACAUGGACCACAGAGCUCAUAUUCCAGAACCAAAGAGAAUGGAAUCAACGGAGAACUAAGUACAGGAGAGAAAGACACUGCAGAAGAAGUAUCUGCAAGGAUAGUCCAAGUAGUAACUGCUGAAGCUGUGGCAGUUCUGAAAGGUGAACAGGAAAAAGAAGCCCAGCAAAAAGAUCAGCCAGCGCAAUUACCUUUAGCAGCUGAAGAGACAGCUAACCUGCCUCCUUCUCCACCCCCAUCUCCUGCAUCAGAGCAGACUGGAACCCUGGAAGAAGAAGAAGAAGAGGAAGAAGAAGAAACAGUCAAAGGUCCCAUGGCUGAUGACCCCAAACCUGAUGUUCCCCUUGAUGAGAAGCAUGAGAAAAGGAGUGGGCCUGCUGAGCCUUUGGAACAAACAGAGAGUUUCUCAGAGGCCCAGCAGGAUUCCUUUCCUGAAGAUCAAGUGAAUCACAAUGGGGAAAAUAUAAUCCUCAUUGAAAAGGAAACCUCAAAAGCAAAACUGCCUUCCUCCGGUGAGGAAGCCUCGAAGAUGGAAAUCCAUGGACAGGAAGGUACAGGCCUUUUUGCAGCUGCGCCCUUGGGCACCAAGGAACAAGAUAAAGAAGGGAAGCCCAGCGAGCACCCCGCCCAAGGUGCCUUAGUUCCACAGCCAGCAAAAACAGAGACUAUAGGAGUGAGAGACGCACAGCCCACGGGAGAAGAGAUGACAUUCCCAUCUGGGUUGGGAGAGACUUUGGAUGCCACGCUGCUAAAGAAAGAAGAGAAGGCCUCCAUACCUCAAGAGCAAAAGGAUGGGUCAACACAGUUUCACAAGAAAAGUACACUAGAUGAAAAGGCCACCGAGACCCAGAAACCUGCAACAGAAGCACCACCCUUGGAAUCUAAAGAGGAGCAGAUGAAUAUUACAAAAAAUGACUUUACCUCUCCUGCAAGCAUUGGUUCUUCUUCCCCUCCAGAAUCUAUAGUGGACAUAACAGGCACAGUAACAAGUGCCUUUUUUUCUGAAACCUUACCAGCUGUUGAACAUACAUUUGAACCAGAAGAGAGUAGCAAAACAACACAAAAGUCUGCUAUUACAGAGAUUACCAAAGACCUUUCAAAAGAUCAAACAAUGAACAAGGAAGACAUAAAAAUACAGGAAGAAGAAUUUGCAGUGGUGGCUGCAAGUGCCUCACAAGCCAUUGCAGACCAAACCCCCAGCCAGGUUCCUCUUUGGGAAGAAGAAAAAGAUAUGACCGAGGAUGAAAGCGAUGAAGAGAAGUACUCCGUUUCCAGUAGACAAAAGCUCAGAGCAUUAGAUGAUCGACCUCUUGCUAUUUGUGACCAAAACCCAAUGGCUUUGGGUAAAGAAGUUAUGGGAAAAGACACUGAUCCUAAAGAAGCAUGUGAUGCUCACCAAGCAGAAGAUGUGGGGAUAACUGGGGAAUUGACCACAUGGGAUAUUAAAAAAGAGGAGAAAAAACACAGUACUGAGGUCCUGGCAGACCAAUUCAGUAAAGAUUUUUUUCCUGAAAAAGAUGAAGAGUGUUUGGAUAUUGCUGUGUUGCAUGAAACAAUAGAGAAAGCCCCAUCUGAACCACAUAAAGAACCUCAGGAAGACAAAGGUUCUGAAAAAGAAGGGAAAGGUAAAGUGUUUCCUGUUACAGAUUCAGAUCCCCAACAGAUGAGGAUAGAAGAAGAUAAAUCAGGUAUGUCUACAUACUUCGAAACUUCCACUCUUAAAGAUGAAGUUAUCAAGAGGGAUAAAGUACAGCAAGGCAAUGAUUACUAUGAACUGAGUGAUUCAAAAGAACAGAUUUAUGAUGUUUACCAUAAAGAUUCCCUUGUAUCUAAAAAGACUGAUGAAUAUCAGCCAGAGGCAUACCAGCAGCCCAGUCCACCUCAUGAAAUUGGAUACAGUACUCUUGCCCAGAGUUUCCCAGAAGAUGAUUCCAAGGAACCUCGCUCUCCUCCAGAAAGAAUGUAUACUAUUGACCCAAAUGUGUAUGGAGAUAAGAGAGAACUCCACAGUAAAAAUAAAGAUGACUUAACUCUCAGCAGGAGCUUAGGGCUUGGUGGAAGAUCCGCUAUAGAACAGAGAAGUAUGUCAAUUAAUCUCCCAAUGUCCUGCUUGGAUUCUAUAGCACUAGGGUUUAACUUUGGACAUACUCAUGACCUUUCACCUUUAGGUUCAGAUAUUUUAGAUACAGCUAGUGGAGAUGAAGGUGAUGAUUACUUGCCUGCCACCACCCCAGCAGCAGAAAAAGCUCCCUCCUUCCCAACCGAAAGUAGGGAAGAGGAAGAUGAGAAGACAGAAGAGUCCAAAUUCAGAGAAUCAGGAGAGAUUCAGGUGGAGCCUUUAUAUGAAUCACCUUUCCUGGCUAAAGAUUAUUACAAAAAUGGGACUGUAAUGGCUCCUGACUUACCUGAAAUGUUAGAUUUAGCUGGCACAAGGUCAAGACUAGCAUCCAUGAGUGCAGAUACAGAGGUAGCACAACGGAAAUCUGUUCAUGCAGAGGUGGUUGUUGAGGACAGUUCUGCAAUCCAGCACCUUAUGACUGAUGAAAACCACAUGAGUCUAAAAGCUGACAGCCAAAUAGAAGACUUAGGCUACUGUGUUUUCAACAAAUACACAGUACCGCUACCAUCUCCAGUUCAGGACAGUGAGAAUUUGACAGGAGAAAGCUGCCCCUUUGAGGAGAAAAUGAGAAGAGGUGUAGUUACAGAUCUCUCAUUGAUAGAAGUGAAGUUGGCAGCAGCUGAGAGAUCCUGUGAUGAAAAAGAGGUCUCUGAUGACUCAGCAGUUUGGGGUCAGGACUUUGAACAGGAGAGAAAAGCUAUUGAUAAAUUAGAUACUGUGUUAGAAAAAAGUGAGGAACAUGCUGAUGCUAAAGAAAUAUCUUUUCCUGAGGAUACUGAACAUGAAAUAAAGCUUGGUUCAGAGUUAGCGGAUGUUAAUGAUAAAACUCUAGUUGGACCAGAAGGAGUUUCUUCAUUAACUCAGAAAGAGGAAAGUGCUAUUUGUGUUGCUGCAGAGAUAGACGAGGCAGAAAUGUCCUGCAAACCAGACUAUGAUGCUAUAAAGCUUGAUAUGGAUUCUGCUGCUCGGCAAGUGGAACAGGAAUAUCAGAGUAAGUUAGGAGGUCAUAUCACUGAAUUAGUUUCAAAGGAGAAUAAAGAAGAUCCAGAAAAGAACCUCUUUACAGUAAAUCAAGAACCCGAUCUAUGUGCAAAAAUGGAGUCUAGUCAUAUGAAAGAUACAGCCAGACUGUCUGAAAUUGAAGUUAAGGAAAAAGGAGCCAAGCCUGAUCUGGUGCACCAGGAAGCAGUAGAUAAAGAAGAAUCUUAUGAGUCUAGUGGAGAUAAUGGUCAAGUGCAAGAGGGCUUGUCUGGAGAAAUUUCAAAGCCAUGUGAAGGCAAAAUACAACAAGAAAGCCCAUCUCUAUCAGAAGAAAAAAAUGCAGCACGUUUUCCAUUGGGACAGCCUGUUACAGAAACAGAUAUGUCAAAAGUUGGUCAAGGAGAAGCGACAGAAACUCAAAGGGAGAACAUAAUACAGCACGAAGAAGAUCAGGUAGAUACUUUGGCAUUAGUUGGCACUGAGAAUGCUGAGAAUUUACCCUGUGAUUUAAAAUAUGAGAAAGUAAAAGGAAAUGUGGAAGAAGAACAAAAGGAAGAGAUUAAGCAGAUGGAAGAACAAGAGGAAGAUUUUAAGAAAACAGAAGAGGAAAUCAAGCACAGGGAAGAACAUAAAGAAGAGAUUAAAAAUGCAGAACAACAUGAAGAGAUUGAGCAAGUGAAACAUGAGGUAGAGAUUGAGGAAGAUGAACAUAAAGAAGAGAGUCAGCAGAAAGAAGGGGAAGAAAUCAAGCAAGCAGGUGGAUUAGAGGAGGAAAAAGAUCAAGAAGAGGAAAUCAGUAAGCCAACAAGUAAAGAAGAGAACUUGGAGAGACCUAGUGAAGAAGUCUGUAAAGCUAUCCCUGUGGAGAUACCUGAGCUCAAAGGAGCAGUAGAAUCUGUUGUUACAGUUGAGGAUGAUUUCAUUACAAUAGUACAGACAACAAUUGAUGAUGGAGAAGCCGAUUCCUACAGUGUUCGCUUUGCUGAAGCUGCACAGACUGAUACAGGAGGAGAAGGUUUCCAUACUGAGGAAGAGCUGGAUAUGGAGGCCGAAGUGAUUGUUCCUGUUGAAGCAGACUCAAAAGAAAGAUCUCUAGAACCUCCUGGCUCACCUGAACAGGAAGAAAUCCCAUUAACCGACUACAAGACAGAAAUGUAUGACGAUUAUAAAGACGAAACAACAAUUGAUGACUCAGUCCUGGAGACCGACAGCAUAUGGGUGGAUACUCAAGAUGAUGAUAGGAGCAUCAUGACGGAACAGUUAGAGAUUGUUCCUAAAGAGGAGAAAUCAGAGAGAGAAUUGCGGAGACCGUCUCUUGAUAAACAUAAAAAAGAAAAACCUUUAAAAACUGGGAGAGGCAGGAUUUCUACUCCUGAAAGAAAAAUAGCUAAAAAGGAACCUAGCACAGUCUCCAGAGAUGAAGUGAGAAGGAAAAAAGCUGUGUAUAAGAAAGCUGAACUUUCUAAAAAAGCUGAAGUUCAGGCUCACUCUCCUUCCAGGAAAAUCAUUUUAAAACCUGCUAUCAAACAUACUAGACCAACUCAUCACUCCUGUGUUAAGCGGAAGCAGACAGCUGCUGGUGGUGAAAUAAACCAGACGCCUGGGGUGUUUAAGCAAGCAAAGGAAAAACUUUCGACUUCUUCUUUGUCAAAGAUUCCUGCCUCAAAGAUUAGAGCAAAGUCAUUGCUUCCUCCAAGACCCAGCUCUGCUUGCUCACUAAUCACCACUAAAAAAGUUGCUUUGCGCAAUAAAGACAAUUAUAUUGCAUGGCCCUCUUCAGUGGGCCCAAGGGACUAUUCAGAAACAGCGCAGGAUGGAAUAACCAAGAGUCCUGAAAAGCGUUCAUCUUUACCAAGACCUUCUUCCAUUUUACCCGCCCGAAGAGGUAUCUCAGCAGACAGAGAACGAGACGAGAAUUCUUUCUCCCUGAACAGCACCAUCUCCUCCAUACGACGAACUACGAGAUCAGAGCCUAUUCGAAGCCGAACAGGGAAAAGUGGUACAUCAACCCCAACUACUCCAGGAUCAACUGCCAUCACUCCUGGAACACCACCUAGCUAUUCUUCUCGUACCCCAGGAACACCUGGGACCCCUAGUUAUUCCAGAACCCCACACACACCAGGUACUCCCACAUCCACUGAGAAAAAGGUUGCUAUCAUACGCACACCUCCAAAAUCUCCAGCAACGCCUAAGCAACUUCGUGUGAUUAAUCAACCUCUACCAGAUCUCAAGAAUGUCAGGUCCAAAGUCGGGUCAACAGACAACAUCAAGUAUCAACCUAAAGGGGGACAGGUUAGGAUUUUAAACAAGAAGAUUGAUUUUAAUGAUGUACAAUCCAGAUGUGGUUCAAGAGAUAACAUCAAACAUUCAGCAGGGGGAGGAAAUGUGCAAAUUGUAACCAAGAAGAUAGACUUGAGUCAUGUGACUUCUAAAUGUGGCUCCCUGAAGAAUAUCCGUCAUAGGCCAGGUGGGGGUCGAGUGAAAAUUGAAAGCGUGAAACUGGAUUUUAAAGAAAAGGCCCAUGCCAAGGUUGGCUCACUUGAAAAUGCCCACCAUGUGCCUGGAGGAGGUAACAUCAAGAUCGACAGCCAGAAACUCAGUUUCCGAGAGCACGCAAAGGCCCGCGUGGACCACGGCGCUGAAAUCAUCACCCAGUCUCCUGGCCGAUCCAGUGUGGCCUCUCCUCGGAGGCUCAGCAAUGUCUCCUCCUCCGGCAGCAUCAACCUGCUUGAAUCUCCUCAACUUGCUACCCUGGCUGAAGACGUCACUGCAGCCCUCGCUAAACAGGGCUUGUGAAUUUGCUUUGUUAGCAGUGUUUGAAGUCAUAAUAUUUAGGCAUGAGCUCUUGCCAGGAAUGGGCUCUGAGCAGGUGUUAACAUUCAUUCUUCACUAUGUCUAAAAUCAAGUCACAUCCCAAGACUGUAGUAACCAUAAAAUAAAAACUGGGGGAAAGAUCCAUAUAGAUGCAGAAACUGGCCUGAUUUCCAAUUACAGCAGGAAGAUCUUGGCUUUUCUAUGGGUACAAUUGCAGUAUAUUACAUUGGACAAUUGUUGUUGCUCUGCUCUGUCUUGCAUGGAGUAUGUACUAUGAUAACAAUGCAUUUUGACCUUCCAUGUGCCUGAAGGCCAUCCACUACUUUUUGAAGAGCCUUGUUCAACCCCUUGAGUUGCUCAUUUGACUGUUUUGUUGAUGGAUGGAAUUAAGGAGCAUCUCUCCCUGUAAUUUAUCAACAGGUUAAUUUAAGCAGGAGAGUCUGAGGACCACGUAGAAGGGCAAAUAAUGAUGUCAACACUUCAGAAAGGGUGGGGUUAUUUUAUAUAAAUGGGUAGAAGAAAGAGGCAAUUAAGUUAUUAACGUUGUGGAAGUUGGAUAAUUAUGUCAGUGUAUAGCUGAUUACAAUAAAUUAUUUAAUGAUUAAAUAAGUAGUGGGGGAGAAUCAUAUGAGCUGUCCUGGGGAAGCAGCAUUUUCUUUUUUAAGAGCAGUUACUGAAAUUAAGCAAUGGAGUUAUGUCAGAUUAGAAUAUUGGUUAAGCAACUAGGUUUGUGUCUUCACUACUGGUUUC